UUUUUCAUGCUCUGUGGUACAGAAGCCUUAUUAGUCUAGCAACAAACAAAAACAUUAUUUCAGAUGCAAGAAGUCUUUAAGUUAUGUGACUAAAAAGGACAAAGCUGGGAGUUCUGUGUAGGUUCUGCUAGAAGUUAGUAAGACAGGAUUUUCUCACUUCUCUGGCUAUAGGGAAGAAUUGGGUUUUUAACAUAUACCUGGAGGACGAUAAAAUCAAAUCCCAUUUAACCAAGAUCUCUGAGAUGUAAAAGUGAUCUUAAUCACCCUAUUUUAAGUUUGUUAAUCUGAUAAACGUUGCUGUUUUUUUUUUCUUAGCAUCGACCUUAAGAUGAGUGGCUGCCGUGUCUUUGUUGGCCACUUAAGCUCACGUGCUCGGGAACGGGAUGUGGAGAAAUUCUUCAAAGGAUAUGGACGCAUACGAGAAAUCCAUCUUAAAAAUGGAUUUGGAUUUGUGGAAUUCGAAGACCACAGGGAUGCUGAUGAUGCAAUUUAUGAACUAAAUGGUAAAGAGUUGUGUGAUGAAAGGGUUACAAUUGAGCAUGCUCGAGCCCGAAGAGGAAGGGGCAGAUUCCCACAACGGUUCAGUUAUUACCAGUCGCAGAGUGGAUCUAGCCGGUAUGGACCUCCUGUUCGUACUGAACACAGGAUCAUAGUUGAAAACCUUUCAUCCCGUAUCAGCUGGCAGAUCUUGGUUUGCCUGGGUUUGAUCUCGAUUGGCUAGCACAGAUCAUCCUCGGGUUCUUUAGCCACUUCUGGAGACUGGAGACUAUGUCCAGUGCUUUCAGGGCUUCUGGUACCUCCGUGAAGCAUAUUGCUAUGAGCCAUCACUCUGCCUUUCUCAUGUAAGAGAGUUCCUCUUGGCCAGCUAGGUAUUGGA
Messenger RNA from Aptenodytes forsteri (emperor penguin), 877 nucleotides. Its product is annotated as serine/arginine-rich splicing factor 5-like. The coding region runs from base 329 to 721 and encodes 130 amino acids. The transcript is spliced from 5 exons. Lineage: Eukaryota; Metazoa; Chordata; Aves; Sphenisciformes; Spheniscidae. Gene Ontology annotation, cellular component: nucleus; cytoplasm; ribonucleoprotein complex. Gene Ontology annotation, molecular function: mRNA binding. The record is from RefSeq and is a predicted model, not a curated record.